CACACACACACACACACACACACACAACCGCGGCACCACCCAAAGGACUCAGUGGAAGUCUUCUUCAAGGCUCAACAGCUGUAGAGGAAGUGUUCAACGCAGUUCCCUUGAUACUUUCUUGCCCUCGGACAGAUAGACCUACAUUCAUGCUCUGUCUCACACACAAAGAGGAUAAUGAAGGCAUCACUUUACAACCCACAGCAUUUUGUGUUUUCCCUCAGGAAUUCCCUCCUCCUGGCCCUGGUGACAAUAACAUGGCACAUUUCCGUCACAGAGUGUGUUGAUCUACAUCUCAGUGGGGAGGUUGGUGGAAAUGUGACCAUACGCUGCCCCUUUGACAAAGAUAGGAAAAUACUUUUUUUCUACUUCCAAAAGGGCGACGCGUUUGUGAAUGGCUACUAUGAAGACAGACAUAUGGACCACAAAAAAGUCCCGAAAUGGAAUAACACCAGAUUUGAUAGAGCCAAUAAUACUGUGUACAUGUACAAUUUGACUGUCGCACAUAGUGGUGAAUAUCAGUGCCACAUCAAGUACAGUGGAGGCGAUUUGAAGGGAAAAAAAAUACAACUCACUGUCACAGCAAACUACAGUAAACCUGAAGUCAAACAGUACUGUAGUAAUGAAAACCAGAUAUUUGGUUGCCGGGUGAUGUGUGCUUCACAUGCUGGCUACCCUGACAAGGACAUUGUUUGGAACGUACACGGGGCUCAGAUUUGGAAUGUUGUGAACACCAGUAAAACGACAGAUCCCCACACCAUGAUGUUCAGCGUCUACAGCUUGGCAUACUACAACUGCUCCAAUGGACCGCUGGAGGCCCUCAGCUGCUCCGUUGGUGCCGUAACCUCAGAGAUGUUCUCAUUAUGUACUCAACUCAAGGAUCCAUCUGAAGGUGGCUGGCCCUAUAUGAAAGAAGUAGCAGCCAUCUUGGCAGUGGCGUUCUUAAUGGUGACGUUGCUGGUGUGGUGGAAAUGCAGGAAAAGACAGAGAGUUUCUAUGUUGGUUUCCAGGAGCAGCAGCAGCAGCAGCAGCAGCAGCACCAGGAGAUGUGAGGGAGAGAGUAGCCUUAAAUGCAACACAAGGAGAGGACGGAGCUUCUUGUUGAAGAGGAUUAUUCAAGUUGUAUUUGGAUAAUCUACUCCCAUGGUUGUUCUAUAAAAAUAGAACUAAUACUGUAUGUCCCUCAAGUGUAUAAUACAUUUGUGACUGACUGACUUCAUACAUAUCAGAAAUGGCCAUGGCCAGAUGGAGUCAGUGACUGACUUGGGACCGGAAACUGUCAACAUUUCUCUGACACUUGUGACUUGUUUGAGGAAGUAUUCUACAUUAGUAUCAUGUUACUGGUGAAGUACAGCGUGUCGAUCUACUGAGAAUUGCCUACUUCUUUAAAAAAAAAUUACUUUUCCAGCGGUCCAAUGGUUAGUGGGGACAUUGUUAUUGCCUAUACUGGAAAACAGUCUCAAUGGAAAACAAUUUCCUGCGAGCAGUGAAGUCAAAGUCUGAUGAAAUAUAUGUUUUUGUUUUGUUUUAUUGUUGACACUGACCUUUGUGGGGAGAACUGGGAUCUGUUACACUUGCUACAAGUUUCAGUUUUGGAGUUUUGUCAUUUUAAAAUACAGUUUACUGUUGUUAUUGCACUUUAGAAUUCCCCUUAAAUAGGCAUAUUGCCCCAUCUACAACAUCCUGUUUUCUUUAGUGUUUGGCUUUGUAAUAUAUUUUAUUUAAUACACAUAAUAGAACAGUCAGUGAUAGUUUGAAAGUGAUCAAAAGUCACUUUAGUUGCCUCAUUGGUUCCCAGGGUUUUACUCUUUAAUUAGUUUUGUCUAUCAGAAAUUAUCUGUAGCAGAAGCUGUGAAAAAUAUUGAAUCCUAUUUGCACAUAAAUUGGUUCACUGAAGUCUUCCACAAUAGGUGCCAGUAUUCCAAGAUUCCCCUGUAAGGUGCAAUAUUGAAUACAAGGGGAAAGGGGGGUUUCUUUUUUGGUUGAAUCGCCGUUACCCCCUUGAUUCAAAUUUUAGUCUUUAGUCUUCACAACUCCAUUUUUUACUCAGGUGACUGUUCUCAUGUGAAAUAUCCAUGUUGUGUGUUUUGCAAAUAUUAUUUUGUUACAUAUUUAUUUCAUAUUAUUUUAUGUUUUUCUUACUCAAUAUGAAACUGUAAACCGUUCAACCCGUUUACAAUAUUUUCUGGAUAACAAACCUUCAUUAUUCCUCAUUCUUUAGAAUUAACAAUCUCAAAGGGCUGCUUUCAUUUCCUAAAUUUGUACAAAACACUCUCAUAUGACUUCGUCUUGUUUGUUUGUCAUUUCACAUAACCCUGUAUGUCUAAUUUUUCUUUGGGACCAAACUAUGUUAUCACUUAAAUUUAUAUUGUGUCGUGGGACUUUUCACUCACUUCACUAUAUGUCAGAAUAUGCUAUUUGAACGGCUGUAAGAGAUUGUAUUUAAGAGGCCUGACUGAAUUUUUUGUUGCAAUGCAGUUUUAUUGCCACUAGAUGUCGUACUAGCACCACAGAGUCAAGACAAACCUGCUGUCAUGGCUGAUUGUUGGUGUUGUGUAUACUAUAACAUUAGUGCAACAUCCAUGAGCCUGAUCACAUUUGUCAGCUGGCCUGCAAAAGGCCAAAAACGUAAUUUCCGCUUGCCAGACAAAUGAAACAGUGUUUAUGCAUUCAGCACUUGAUGUAUGAUCAGAGCGAUGUGAACACUUUUAAACAGGGAUACAUGAUGCGUCUCUGGCCUCAGUAUAUGCUCACCACAUGGCAGGAGAAGGAUGGCUAGCCCUGGUAUAUUGAAGGAAAAGAAAGGGGUAAAAAGAGCAAGGAAGAGAAAAGGAUUGUAGACUAGAUGUGAGAUGACAUCGAAAGACGGCCAAAACAAGAUGCAAGGCCAUUUGUUCACAGGAACCUACUGAAUCUGUGAGAGAGGAGACAACAGGAUGUCCUGUCUAGGAUACUGUUAACAUUAUAGAUGUACACAUCACGGCUAACUGUCUGUCUGUAUAUGUAUCUCUGUCUUAAACUAUUUCCACCACUUUUUUAUAUCCCUCUUGCUCCCCAUUUUCUAUUUCCUUCUUCACAUAUUUUAUUCUUUCAAAUCCCACCUCCACGUCUAUUCCUCACUUGCUUUCUCUCUGCCUCAUGAGUCACUGUGACAGGCUGUCAGUCCACCUCUCGGCCCUGUGUUUACAUUGGGCAGCAGAGCAGCACCAGGCUGGUUGCACUUGAGGAAUGUAACCCCCAAGGUCCUUGCUCUCCUCCUCCUCCUCCUCCUCAUUUCCCUUCUCCUCACCUCUUUUUCUUUCCUUCCUUCAUUCUUUUAUUCCCUCGUCGCACAGAUUCACUGUUUCCCCUUCUCCUCACUUUCCUUCUGUUCCUUCUUCUGUCAUCUCUCUUCUGCUCCUCUCCUCCCUCUAAUUAUCCUCCCCUCGGCCCCAUCAAACCCACCCACACCACAAACUCCCCUUCUCUCCUUCUGCCACCUUUCUCUCCUCUUUUCUUACCCACCCUUACUCCUCUCUCUCCAUUCCCCUUCUCCGCUUCCCUUUUUCUAUCCCCUCUUUAAAAUUCAGAAAGCAUUGUCCAGACUCACUCACACCCCGCCACCCCAUUCUCCUGUCAUCAUCCCCUCACCUCCCACUUCUCCCCAUCUUUCUGUCCUCCCUCCCUCAUUCCUCUGCUGUCUAACCCAAACAAACCAGGGAGGACUUUCCUCUGUGGUGGCUGUAGAAGAAACACACCACAUGUCAGACUUGGUUUAAACAUAAACAUUAGUCAAUUUGAGGUACUGGAAAAGGAUAUGAGGCGCUUAAGUUCAACAUGAGAUAGAGCUUCUAUUAUGAAAUCCUAAUGCUAAAACUCACCACAGGGUUUAAAAUCAGAGCAGAGAACAGUAUAUUUUGGUGUAUAUUGGCAAAAGUAUUUUCUUUGGAAUUGGCAACUGUACAUAAGAAAUACUAAAACCAAUAUUUUUUUUUCUGAUGGUUUAUUAGUAACCUUUUACAAUGAGGAGCACCUUGGAUUUCAUUUCUUUUAUUUGUAUUCAUCAUUUGUAUUAUGUCAUUACAGUAAUAUCAUUGAUAAUGUAUAAUGACUUUAUAUAUGAAUAAAAUUCAUUGUGAGAUUGAAAAUAAACCUUUAAAAGGACAGAAA
Dicentrarchus labrax (European seabass) is the source of this 4146-nucleotide messenger RNA. Its product is annotated as T-lymphocyte activation antigen CD86. Gene Ontology annotation, biological process: T cell costimulation; negative regulation of T cell proliferation; cellular response to lipopolysaccharide. Gene Ontology annotation, cellular component: external side of plasma membrane. Bases 175 to 1131 code for a protein of 318 amino acids. The transcript is spliced from 9 exons. Lineage: Eukaryota; Metazoa; Chordata; Actinopteri; Moronidae. The record is from RefSeq and is a predicted model, not a curated record.